UAGUUUAUUGUGCUGAUUGUGCAAUAUCACUGUGACAAAAGUGACAAAGGUUCUGCAAUGUUGAAAUUGAAAGUUUUGCUUAUUUUUGGACUGGUAAACUCAGCUUUAAUAACAGUAACAUCAGGCGAUGACCAGCCCGACAGAUUCGCUUACCAUGCUAAACUUCUGAGUAGGAUGAUUAAUAUGGAAAUAAAGAUGGAACGAAUGGAAGAGGAAUUGAAACAAACAGAGACAAAUAUCAGCACUUUCACAAAGAACCAGGCUGGUAUAUUAGAUAAUAAAACCGCUGAACUGGAGCUAUUUGGAGAAAGAGUAGAACUACCCUUGGUUGCUUUCGAUGCCUAUCAGCCAGUCGAUACGAGUCCAGAUACCAACGAGAUUAUGGUAUGGAGAUACACCCGUUUGAACGAAGGAAAAGGAUAUGACACAGUUCUCGGUACGUUCAAGGCGCCUGUCUCUGGACUCUACUACUUUGCAGUACAUGCAUGUAACUAUAGUACCCGAUAUUUCCAGUAUGCCAUAGUUCUUGAAAAUACCUACAUAGCAACGACUAACAAAUACGACAGUAACAAUCAUGACUGCGGCUCCAUGAGCACGUUCGCCCGUGUAGAGGCCGGACAGAAAGUAUGGGUGAAAUGUACAAGCGGAAGUACCAAUGUUCUGCUGCGGGAAAGUCACGGGAGAAGCUCCUUCAUUGGUGCUCUUAUUCAUAAAUAGACCGAAUGACAGUAAAAUAAUUUGAUGCAAAUAAUUGUGGUACACAUGAACACUCAAACAUAUGCUUUGUAUUUUAUUUGUGUUUACGAUGGUGUAUCUUUAUGUGUUACCUUCUUAAAAUAAAGAUUUUUAUUAUUA
Ruditapes philippinarum (Manila clam) is the source of this 855-nucleotide messenger RNA. Its product is annotated as complement C1q and tumor necrosis factor-related protein 9B-like. Lineage: Eukaryota; Metazoa; Mollusca; Bivalvia; Venerida; Veneridae. Gene Ontology annotation, molecular function: protein binding. The coding region runs from base 58 to 717 and encodes 219 amino acids. The record is from RefSeq and is a predicted model, not a curated record. The transcript has 2 exons.